CUCUUGUCGUGUUCUGUGAUCAAUGCUUGUGACAUUUAAAACAAUGUCAUAUGUCAGUUAUUAUGAUUUUGAUUUUAUGAUUACUUUUACUUGUUUGUUCUUGUUUGGUGGAGAUGGUCUUGUGAUUUUACUUUGAGAAGUAUGUAGCCGUAAUAGUUGUGACCUUUGAUGAUAGUUUAUCGAAAAUGUCCACUUUAAUGUGGUCGUGCCCGUGUUGUUUGCAUUUCAAGUUCAGUCCCGAGGAAAUAGAGCAACGCCACAAGAGCCAGGAAAUCGACAAGAUGAUCGAGAAAGACAAACAGGCCAUGAAAAGACAAGUGAAGGUGCUCUUGCUUGGAGCUGGCGAGAGCGGAAAAUCCACUUUCCUCAAGCAGAUGAGGAUAAUUCACGGGAUAAAGUUCGAGAGUCACCUCAUCAAGGAGUACCAACAAGUGAUCUAUCAGAAUCUAGUGAAGGGGAUGCGGGUGUUGGCGGAUGCCAGAGACAAACUGGGUAUUCCUUGGGGCGAUAAUAACAAUGGGGAAUCGGGAAGGGAGUUGCUUCUGUUUGACAACAGUUUGUUGCUGGAUUCCAGGACUUUUAGCCAGUUUACACCUUUGCUGAGUAGGCUGUGGAAGGACUCUGGCAUUAAGAGGGCAUUUGAGAGGCGAAGAGAGUUUCAACUGAGCGACUCUGUAGAAUAUUUUCUGAACAACCUAGACAGAAUAUCGAAACCCGACUACAUACCCACCAACAAGGACAUCCUGCACUGUCGAAAGGCCACCAAAGGCAUCACGGAAUUCGUCAUCCACAUCAACAACAUCCCUUUCCUGUUCGUCGACGUCGGUGGCCAAAGGUCUCAGAGACAAAAAUGGUUCCAGUGCUUCGAUUCGGUCACCUCAAUAGUCUUCUUGGUGUCCUCAUCCGAAUUCGACCAGGUGUUGGCGGAAGAUAGGAAAACUAACAGGCUGGAAGAAUCCAGGGACAUCUUCGAUACGAUCGUGAACAACGUCAUAUUCGGCGGGGUGUCCAUCAUACUGUUCCUCAACAAGUAUGAUUUGCUGGUGAGGAAGGUAGCCAAUCCGGAGACCGACAUUCGCUGGUACUUUCCGCAGUUCAGCGGCAAUUCGCACGCGACGCACGAGGUGCAAUCCUUCAUUUUGGCCAUGUUCACUGGGGUGAAAAGGGACCAAAAGAAGCCUUUGUACCACCACUUUACCACCGCCGUGGAUACGGAGAACAUCAAGGUGGUCUUCAAUUCGGUCAAAGAUACCAUAUUGCAUCGUAAUUUGGAGAUACUGAUGUUGCAGUGAAGUAAAGGAGUCUCAAAGAUAGCCAGUGCGUCUACUGAAGAAGACAACUCUUGGCUGAAAAUAGGUAAUUUAGUGGGUCACUGAAUGGUUAUGUGCUUCGCGAACAUUCUCGAAUCUUCGUCAUCUGCAUUGACUAUUUAUGUUUCGAUUUUGUCAAUUGGCUGUGGUUACGCGCAAAAUAUUGUUUAUCAAAGACUGACUUAGUCUUAAUUCCUCGCUUUCGAAGGGUUCACAACUACAAGUACAGGGUAUCCCACAUAACAUGGGCCAUCCCCUUAUCUUGUAAACUAGAAUAGAUACAAAAACAAUUGAGAAUCCAAGUUGUUCAUACAUAGUCUUAGCAAGUGUCUUUUUUAGAUAAUGUCAACUAUACAGGAUGAUCCAUUGAUCCAUAUGCCUGUGACAUACCAAACAUACGAUUCAAAUAGAAUAUCCUGAAU
Messenger RNA from Phaedon cochleariae (mustard beetle), 1732 nucleotides. The record is from the annotation of a GenBank genome assembly. NCBI's taxonomy places the organism in Eukaryota, Metazoa, Arthropoda, Insecta, Coleoptera, Chrysomelidae.